AUGGAGCUGUGCGGGCGGGGCUGGGUUGGCCUGGCGGCCAAGGGAGCCUGCGGUGGAUGGGGCCCAUGGCGGCCUUGGCUCUGUCUCCGUGGCCGUGCGGCCCUUGCGGGGCGGCGCGGAAGGAGCACCGGGCGCGCUGCUGGGGGCCGUCAGGACCAGCAGCAGGACUGGAGCCGCCGGAACAGGACGGUGCUUACCUACCUGGCGGCUGCGGCCGUGGGCAUGGCAGGUGUGUCCUAUGCGGCCGUGCCACUCUACCGGCUCUAUUGCCAGGCUACUGGACUUGGUGGGUCUGCAGUAGCAGGUCAUGGUUCAGACCAGAUUGAGACGAUGGAACGUAUAAAAGAUCGCAUUCUUAAGAUCACUUUCAAUGCAGAUGUACAUUCAAGUCUUCAGUGGAAUUUCAGGCCUCAGCAGACUGAAGUUUAUGUAGUUCCAGGAGAGACUGCACUGGCAUUUUACAAAGCAAAGAAUCCCACAGAUAAACCAAUAAUUGGAAUCUCUACCUACAAUGUGGUGCCUUUUGAAGCUGGCCAGUAUUUCAAUAAAAUACAAUGCUUUUGUUUUGAAGAACAGCGACUUAAUCCCCAUGAAGAAGUAGAUAUGCCGGUCUUUUUCUUCAUUGAUCCUGAAUUUGCAGAAGACCCAAGGAUGGCCAAUGUUGACUUGAUUACUCUCUCUUACACCUUUUUUGAAGCAAAAGAAGGGCAGAAACUACCUCUCCCUGGAUAUAAGUAAAUUUUGCAGUAUUUG
Messenger RNA from Euleptes europaea (tarantolino), 753 nucleotides. Its product is annotated as cytochrome c oxidase assembly protein COX11, mitochondrial. Gene Ontology annotation, cellular component: mitochondrial inner membrane. Gene Ontology annotation, molecular function: copper ion binding. The coding region runs from base 1 to 738 and encodes 245 amino acids. Lineage: Eukaryota; Metazoa; Chordata; Lepidosauria; Squamata; Sphaerodactylidae. The record is from RefSeq and is a predicted model, not a curated record. The transcript has 4 exons.